GCCAAAUCCAACCACCCUUACCAAACUUCCAGCACCCAACCGAACCGAACAAGCACCAACGCUGGUACCUUACCGUUGACCACUUACGUAGCCUCGUCGCAAGUUCCGGAAUGGCCAGGAAUCCAAAUAAUAACGAAUUAUCAGCAAAUAGGUCAGCCACACACGCACACGCACACGCACACACACACAAUAAAACAUCCAUAUGCCCGUCCGGGAUUCCCACCAUUAACACGUGUACGGAGCCCCCUCCAAACUACGAUACGAUAGAUUAGUCCCGGCUCUAUUCCAGCAUUCCUUCGCCGAAUAUGGUUCGCGAGCCCCGGGGGUUAUAAGGAUGAUAUAUAAGCAUGAACGGCCUGAUCAACAAAUCUCGCAAGCCGAAGUUUGAGCUCAUACUACAGAUAAUUGACCUCAACAACGUCCCCCUCGUCGCCGGGCAAUCCUACGUAAAAUGGCACCUCCCCAUGUCCACGGCCGCGGAGCACCGGGGCGUGACAACAAAGGCGCCAAUCAAAGAACACAAAGUAACCUGGGACUAUGAGCGCUCUCUCGUGGUACGGCUGUCGAUGGACAAGACAAACCUGCUGCAGGAAUGCUUCAUCGAGUUCGAGGUCAUCCAGGACUACAAUGGCGGGGCGCGCGGGGAGAAGAUCACGAUUGGGAGGGUGAGGUUGAACCUUGCGGAGUAUGCGGAUAUACAUGAUGAGGAGGGAGAGGUUAUGGUGAGGAGGUAUUUGAUGCAGGAUAGUAAGAUUAAUAGUACCGUCAAGAUUGGAAUUGGUAUGUCGCAGGUCGACGGGGAUCGAAACUUCAUCGCCCCUCCCCUCCGAACCGCCGCGGUCUUCGAGGGAUUCACAGGCGUCAUGGCCGUGGAGCAAGAGAAAGACAAAGCAGGCUACACCAGCGCAAUAGGCAUCAACAAAGAGCUCGCCGAAAUGCAAGACAUGUACCGGCAAACCCUCGCUGCCUCCUGGCUCUGCGGCAAAGGCACCCUCGCCGCCGACGCCUGCAUCGAAGACAUCUUCAACGGCGGCGACGGGUGGGGCAACAAGCCUGCUCCCGCCUCCCAGAAUCCCGUUGCCCAGACCAUCGCGCUGGGAGCGGAUGAUAGCGAGGAUGAGGGGAUGGGGACGGCGACGCCGUUGAAUCGGCAUCAGCGCCGUCACCAUCACCAUAACCACCAUAAUCAGCAGCAACAGCAGGGGCAGGAGAGAAACAGUGGUGGGGAGCCGACUAGGAAUGGGUCAGGGGCGAGUAAGAAACAUACCCAUGCCGUGAAGAAAGCGAGGAUGGAGAGUGAAAUGCCUGGGUUGACGACGACGGUGGAUAAGAAGGGGAAUCCGAUUGGAGGGAUCAGGAGGGUGUCGGUGAAGGCGCUGACUAGUGAUAAGGGGGAGCAGCAGGUGCAGUCUUCGUCGUCUUCUGAGGAGGGCCGGGGAGAGGGGAGAGGGAGGAAUGGGACGAGGAGGACGGAUGAAGUGGCGGAGUGGGAUGCGAGGGAUGAUUUGAGGGCGUGGACUGUGCCGUGUGUGGAGGUUGUGGAUGAGGGGGUGGAGUUAGGGGUGGGGGGUGGUGGGGUGGUGGCUGGUGUAUUUUAG
Molecule: messenger RNA, 1598 nt
Organism: Pseudogymnoascus verrucosus
Lineage: Eukaryota; Fungi; Ascomycota; Leotiomycetes; Thelebolales; Thelebolaceae
Exons: 5
Coding region: 348-1598 (416 amino acids)
Source: RefSeq, a predicted model, not a curated record